Messenger RNA from Chlorella variabilis, 1140 nucleotides. RefSeq lists its product as hypothetical. Bases 1 to 1140 code for a protein of 379 amino acids. The record is from RefSeq and is a predicted model, not a curated record. NCBI's taxonomy places the organism in Eukaryota, Viridiplantae, Chlorophyta, Trebouxiophyceae, Chlorellales, Chlorellaceae. The transcript is spliced from 6 exons.
AUGCAGGCCCACUCCCUGCUGCCCUCGGGCGUUAUGCUGGACCAUCCCUUCUUCUGCAAGGCGGCGCCGCAGGCGGAAACCCCCACCUCCAGCGCCGAUGAGGCCGAUCUGCACAUCAAGAACGUGAUCAAGAGCCCUCUCGCCAAGAAUGACCAGAUCUCUGCGGCCAAGCCCAGCCCCAGCGACAGCGAGGUGUCUGCAGGCGUGGACAGCCGCCCCGCGGCGUGCGGCGCGCCAGGCGUGGUGGACCAGCCGCCGCCUGCUGCCUUCUGCGGCUUCCCCGCAGCCGCCGCCGCCGCCGCCAUCCCCGACCCCUUCCUCGCCGGGACCGCCGCGCCAGCGCCUGGUAGCGGCGCCAGCAGCCCAGCCCCUUGGCUCAUGGGUCUGUUCAACUCCUCGCUCUUUGAGGCCGCCGGCUGCCGCUGCCACCCUGGCGUUGUGCGCAACGGUACCAUGAAGCGCAACGAGAACAACCAGUACUGCCUGGGCUGCACGCACGCGCACGGCGCCGGCAUGUGCAAGCUCUGCCUGCCCGCCCACGCCGCCUGCUGCCCGGGGCGCGUCUUCCAGAUACGCAAGUACAUGUACCAGACGUGCGUGCAUGUUGACGACAUCCAGCCACUGUACGAUGUGGGCGGGGUGCAGGCGUACUGCAUCAACUCGCGCCGCGCGAAUGUGGAGAAGGAGCAGAAGUGCCCCGCCUUUGACCACGCCUGCCUGGGCUGCCACAAGCCGCUGCGCCACGACUGCACCUACUGCUCGCUGCGAUGCAAGGUGGACGUGGAGUUUGGGCUGGCGCCCAUCACCCCCAGGGGCGCGGCCGCGGCCGCGCGCGGCGACAGCGGCGGCGGCGGCGGCAUGGCGCCCGCGGCGGCGGCGGCGGCGGCGGCGGCGAUGCUGCUGACCACGCAGCCGCGGCAGCAGGCUGUGAGCAGGCUGGCAUCCGCCAAGCGGUCGUCAUUCAGCGCCGCCGCCGCGGUGGCGGCUGCCGCUGUGGCGGCGGCGGCGGCGGCAGUGCUGCCUGCGGCCUGCUCCCUGGAUGUCUCGCAUGCCACGCGCUGCAGCAGCGGCUUCGAAUCGGGCAGCACCCGCAGCAAGCGGCGGAAGACGGAGCGGCCGGAGCGCAGCCGCGUCAGCUGA